GGAAUGCAAGCUCCCACAGCCACCCCACUGUAGUCAGUAAACCAUUAGAAGACUGAGAACAUGGAGGCAGCACGCCCUCCCUCGAGGGCAGAGAAGUUCGUGGUGGUCGGCGGUGGCAUCGCGGGUGUAACCUGCGCGGAGCAGAUAUUAGAGACUGCGUGGUGGCCCUGAGCUGAUGUCCUUAGUACCUCGCAAACUUGAACCUCAGGCGCAUGGAGGACGGUUGGCGAUUCAGUUUCCAUCAGAAGAUAUUCUCUUGAUAACAGCUGCUCCUGUUAUUAAAGCAGUUACAAACUUCAAGCAGGUUUCUAAAGUAUUGGAAAAAUUUGAUGUUGAAGAACAACCAAGUACCAUGUUAGAAAACCGCUUUCCCAACAUUAAGGUUAUAGAGUCUGGAGUAAAGCAACUGAAGAGUGAAGAACAUUGCAUUUUAACGGAAGAUGGCAGUCAGCACGUGUAUAAGAAACUCUGUCUGUGUGCUGGAGCUAAACCAAAGUUGAUAUGUAAAGGAAAUCCUUAUGUUUUAGGAAUCCGUGAUACAGACAGUGCUCAGGAAUUUCAGAAGCAGCUUACUAAAGCUAAGAGAAUAAUGAUCAUAGGGAAUGGUGGUAUCGCACUUGAAUUAGUGUAUGAAAUUGAAGGGUGUGAAGUAAUUUGGGCCAUUAAAGAUAAAGCUAUUGGGAAUACUUUCUUCGAUGCAGGAGCAGCUGAAUUCUUGACUUCUAAGCUUAUUGCUGAAAAACCAGAAGCUGAAAUCGCACAGAAAAGAACCAGAUACACAACUGAAGGAAAGAAAAAGGAAGCAGGAACCAAAGCCAAUGCUGAUAAUAUAGGCAGUGCCUUGGGGCCUGACUGGCAUGAAGGCUUGAAUCUUAAAGGAACAAAAGAGUUUUCUCAUAAGAUUCACAUUGAAACCAUGUGUGAAGUAAAGAAAAUCUACCUUCAAAAAGAAUUUAGAAUUUUGAAGAAAAAAUCCUUGACUUUUCCAAGAGACCAUCAUAAUCAGUCAGUUACAGCUGAUACAGAGAUAUGGCCUGUAUAUGUGGAAUUGACCAAUGAAAAGAUAUAUGGCUGCGAUUUCAUUGUCAGUGCUACAGGAGUUACUCCAAACAUAGAACCUUUUCUCUGUGGCAACAAUUUUGAUCUAGGAGAAGACGGUGGCCUGAAAGUAGAUGAUCAUAUGCACACGUCCCUUCCCGACAUCUAUGCUGCUGGUGACAUUUGUACUGCAUCUUGGCAACCCAGCCCAGUCUGGCAGCAGAUGAGGCUGUGGACCCAGGCUAGACAGAUGGGAUGGUAUGCGGCGAAGUGCAUGGCUGCAGCCACUUUAGGAGACUCUAUUGAUAUGGAUUUCAGCUUCGAACUUUUUGCUCACGUAACAAAAUUUUUUAACUACAAGGUUGUAUUGCUGGGAAAAUAUAACGCACAGAGCUUGGGUUCAGAUCAUGAAUUAAUGCUGAGAUGUACCAAAGGACAAGAAUAUGUCAAAGUCGUCAUGCAAAAUGGGCGAAUGAUGGGAGCUGUCUUAAUUGGUGAAACUGAUUUAGAAGAAACAUUUGAAAACUUAAUAUUAAACCAGAUGAAUCUUUCAUCAUAUGGAGAAGAUCUACUAGAUCCAAAUAUUGAUAUAGAAGAUUAUUUUGACUAAAAAGGACAUUUCAAGAAUCAUAAAGUUUCAAAUAAGACAAAAUGUCAAGUCAAUAAAGUAAAUGACUGCACUGAUUUAAUGAUGACCUCAAUGAAGUUAAAAAUACAGACAUGAUAAUGAUUUUUGUGGAAAAGUAUUUAAAAAUAAAAGUCUAAAGAUGAAA
Molecule: messenger RNA, 1811 nt
Organism: Pteropus alecto (black flying fox)
Lineage: Eukaryota; Metazoa; Chordata; Mammalia; Chiroptera; Pteropodidae
Gene: PYROXD1
Product: pyridine nucleotide-disulphide oxidoreductase domain 1
Exons: 13
Coding region: 176-1648 (490 amino acids)
Molecular function (GO): flavin adenine dinucleotide binding; oxidoreductase activity
Source: RefSeq, a predicted model, not a curated record